ACCUUCAGCUCUCAGCAGAUAUUUUCUAUCAGACUUCUUCAGUCCCUCACAUUGUUCUGGAUCUUAUUUCCAGCUUCAGUUUGUGGAGUUUUCCAGAUAUUUAUUUCUGUAGCUUCCUGAAUGUCUCACCUCAUGUUAAUCAGGUUGAGAUCUGGACUUUGACUGGACCAUUGCAACACCUUGGUUAUUUUCUGUUUUAGAUUUGCUCUACUGUGUUUGGGGGACAUUGUUCUGUUUGGACCCAGUUUGGACCAAGCUUCAGCUGUCGGACAGAUGUUCUCACAUUGGACUCUAGAAUAGACGGAGGAGCCCACGCUCCUGUCAGUGAUUGCAAGGUACCAAGGUCCAGUGGCGACAAAACAAGCCCAGACCAUCACCCUCCCACCACCGUGCACCACUGUGUCAGUUUAAGGUGUUGGAUGUGUGUUGUGAUCAAAUAUCUCUACUUGUCCAGCGGACCUUGCUCAGGAGUUCUGUGUCCCAUUCUGAUGGAGAUGGAGAGGAAGCUUUCUCCUUCAACCCUUCUGAAGGCUCUGACCUUGGGGUGAAUUUACCUGGAAGUCUGCUCCUGGAAACAUUUGCAGCUGUCGUAAAGGUUCCCCUUCUUGGGUAUAAUCUUUCCCACCAUCGAUUAAUGUCCAUCAAUCAGUUUGAAUGUGGUCUAUUAACCCUUCCCAGGCCAAAGACCAGCAGCAGUUAUGUCUCUAAGGUCAUUGCUGAUGUCUUUCCACCUUGUUAUUAGGUUAACGGACUCCUGUAAGCACCAGAGCCGCUAACGUCCAGAACUCCUGUUUUUAAAGAAGCGCUCAUACUGAUGAUGCUCAGUUAAUCGACUGUGUUUAAUUAUCAGCCCCCGGGGUGUACUUUACCUUUUGAUUCUUAUGGAUCCUGGAAGGCUCCUCUUCUGUUAGACUUUAUCUCUAAUAUGAAAAUAUAUGUCAAAUCUGUUGUUUUUUCUACACUUGAGGUCAGAUUUAAAUCAUUUUAAAGCCUGAUAAUGUCCACAUCAUUAAUAUACCCUAAAAUUAAAAGGGGGUGUACUUUCUUUCUACCCUCUCUGUAAGUAAUUGGAAGCUUGGCAUAGGUUCUGGUGUGACAGGUCGCAGCAGAGCUACGUUGGUCUACCCCUCCUCAGUGAAUAUCCACCUGAAUGGAGCUGCUGAUCUUUUUCUCUCUAAUCUGUUUAUCUCUGCUCUGCAGCCGCAGUCUAAACUGGACCCGUCUAAUCUCCAUGGGAACAUCGGGUUAUACCGUUGCAUAACAUUUCAUCAGGAGCUCAGCCUUACAGAAAUUAAACGACCAUUUCCUCCCGCGCACCUGACUUCAAUAUAAAUAAUCAUCCGAUAUUCUGUUAACAAAAAUAAAAAACCUCAUUUAUAUUCUGAUUCUGCCCGUAUUUUUAUGCGGCUGUUUAAAUGGGAUUAGAGGUCAUGGACACCAUGUUAACCUUCGUCCCUUUCUGGAGGGACGAAGAGGUGUGGUCUGGGACAUCAGAUGACCACCCCCUCCUCACCUGUCUGCUGUGUCUUGGGUCAACGGUGUACGGUUCUCUGCUGGAAAGAAAACAGAUGGAGAUGAUGAUGGCGUUCUGACCUCAGCAUGUAAGAAAACCCUGUUUUUCUGGGUUCUUCCGGGCCAACUAAUUGGAAAGGACUCCAUCCACAGCCAUGUUCUGAAGAAGAGGAACAGUUUGGACAGCAGGUCCUCCCACCAGAAGGUGAACUUCCAGCCCGGUCUCAGGUCUUCUGCAGCUUCUAACUGGUUUUCUUCUGGUAUUGUCCUGGAUUUAACUCCAUCAACUGUGUCCAGCUUCCCCGUCCUUACUGAAGAUAAGUGUCCCCACAGCAUGAUGCUGCCACCACCGUGUUUCAUUGGAAGGAUGUUGAUUUUUCUGCUACACAACAUUUUUUUCAAUUUUGCUAACUUUUCAAACUGGGCUUCUUUAGCUUUUCUUCUUGCUGCUUUUCCAUAAAGACCAGAUUUUGGUCGGUUGUCCAGUAAACAGAUUCUCCCACCUGAUCAUGAUGCUGGUUCUUCUCUAAUGUUCUCUAACAAACCUCUGAGGCCAGAAACAGAACAUCUGGAUUUAUUCUGAGAUUAAAUUUGAGCACAAGUGGACUUCUUUCUAAUUAGGUUUCUUCUGAAGGAAUUUGAUUUCUCUGGAUGUAUCACAGUGAAAGAAGUGGAGAAGAAGUGCACCCAACAUGUUUCAUGUUGAAUAAAUAAAAUGCAUUGUGUGAAUUCUAGAAUAAGUAUUUUUCUUCCUGUUUUUUGUUAUAUUUUUCUUCAAAGUAGCCUGACUUCCUUGCAAAUAUUUAAAGUGGCCUUCAUUGCUAGUUGUCCAGUCAGGGUGAGAAGUGCUCUAUCCUCCUGUUUGUGUUCUGCAGAGAUGCCUGGAGGCCAGUACCAGGUGACAAACACCAGGUUCAGCCACAGCUUGUACAGCCUGACGGAGAGCUCAGACGGCUGCCAUGAGGAGGAGGCCGACGGCUCGCUGCGCCUCACCCCUCUGCAGAAACUCACCUUGGCCAUGUGCAAGGACGAGAAGACCAUCAAGGAGCUGAUCAUCGGCCGCAGGGUGGGCUUCUACAAGGUCCGAGGGGAGAUCGGCUACGGGACCUUCUCCAGGGUCAAACUGGCUUUCCAUGCCCUGACCAAAGAUAAAGUGGCUCUGAAGAUCCUGGACCGGAUGAGGCUGGACGCCCAGGCCCAUCGCCUGCUCUCUAGGGAGAUCAGCAGCAUGGAGUCCCUGCAGCACCCCAACGUGAUCCGGCUGUACGAGGUGGUGGAGACGCCGAGCCGCCUCUUCCUUGUGCUGGAGUACGCAGGAGGGGGAGAUCUCCACAACCGGAUCUGCACCGUGGGAAAACUGUGUGACACCACCAGCAAGAUCACCUUCGCCCAGAUCCUCUCUGCUGUCAAAUACAUGCACGACUCGAACAUCAUCCAUCGUGACCUGAAAGCAGAGAAUGUUCUGUUUACCAGCGGUGGCUGCGUGAAGGUUGCCGACCUUGGCUUCAGCACCCGGGUGUCGAGUCGCAGCAGCUCCCUGGACACCUUCUGUGGCUCGCCCCCCUACGCUGCUCCGGAGCUCUUCAGGGACGACUGCUACCAGGGACCACCCGUAGAUGUGUGGGCCAUGGGGGUCCUGCUCUUCUUCAUGGUGACUGGCACCAUGCCGUUCCGAGCAGACACCAUGGGCAAGCUCCGGCGCUGCAUCAUUGAAGCUAGCUACACGAUCCCCCCAUGGGUUCCUGGCCCCUGCCAGAGGCUCAUCAGGGGCAUCCUGAAGCCCGUCCCCACCGAGCGCUACGCUAUAGACCAAAUGCUGGGCUGCGACUGGCUCCUGCCCGUGGAGUUUCCCUGGACGCUGGUGCCCUUUGAGCCACCAAGUCCUCUGCAGAGCCUGCUGGAGUCGGAGCACGGGAACCUGGAGGAGGAGGAGGUGGAGGAGGAGGUAAGGAGCUCCCUGGAGGAGCUCGGAUUCACAGCGGAGCACCUCCAGAACAACCAGCUGACAGAGAGCCGCAGUCCCGUCACCGGAGUUUAUCGCAUCCUGCUUCACCAAGCCCAGAAGAGGCGGGGCUGCGACUCCCCUCCAGUGGUCCGGGGGAUGGUGAGGGACCCCAAGAGGGAGGGGCUCCGGGCCUACAGGGGCCUCCGGCACACCUCCAAGUUCUGUGUGCUCUCAUAAAAGACUUUUAAGUGCUUGAACUUUGUAUAAAAUCAUGUUUUAUACUAACUGAGUUUAACGUUUCAGUGUUUUCUCUCAUCAUUUAUAUGAAAGUGCCUGAAAACAACAAAUAAAAGGAUUGUGAGGUCAAAGGUGAA
Messenger RNA from Girardinichthys multiradiatus, 3831 nucleotides. RefSeq names its product NIM1 serine/threonine protein kinase (gene nim1kb). Gene Ontology annotation, biological process: intracellular signal transduction; microtubule cytoskeleton organization; protein phosphorylation. Gene Ontology annotation, cellular component: cytoplasm. The coding region runs from base 2228 to 3694 and encodes 488 amino acids. NCBI's taxonomy places the organism in Eukaryota, Metazoa, Chordata, Actinopteri, Cyprinodontiformes, Goodeidae. The transcript has 4 exons. Gene Ontology annotation, molecular function: ATP binding; tau-protein kinase activity; protein serine/threonine kinase activity. The record is from RefSeq and is a predicted model, not a curated record.